CGUUUUGUUUCGAACAUCAACAGAGUACCGCGCACGGAAGACCCGCCCAGAGGGCAAGCUGAAGAGAGUGCUCAAAGUGCAGUGAUCGGCGAAGACGUGCAAAGACUUUGCUUGGCUUAAGCUUAUGAAUUGCUGACGUGAGUUUGGGGACUUCCAAGUGACAGACGCGAACGACCCCGUCCCAUCCCCGAAAUGCAGCGGCAAAUUGCAAUUCUAAUUAUCGUAUUAGCCGGCAACGUGUCGUGCAUAAGAAACGCAAACGGCAACGACGGAGGCAACGAUGACGGAGAGGAGCAGCACAUUUCCGUGAAGCUGAAAAACUUCUUUCCCUCGGAGCCGCUCAACGAGGGACCAACUAACGAGCCGCCGCCACAAAUAUCCGCCCGUGUCACCUCCAACUCGGGCUUUCGACCCUCACAAAUGGUGGACUUUACGCCGUCGGAUGUGAUGCCCAGUGGCGGUCUCAAUCGCUAUCCCCCCAGCUAUCUGGCGCCCAACUAUCAGCACCAGUUCCCGAGCUCCCAGCAUCAGUCUCCACCGGUCAUCAGUCAUCAGGCGGCGAUGGACAAGCAGUUCUCGUUCCCCGAAGAGUCUUCGGGGGUCUACCACAGCCUGGGCAGCACUCCGAUACCUACUACGCCGGUGGUUAGCUACCUGGAUCCGUACACCCAGCAGAACUAUGGAUAUGUGCCUACGGCGACGCCACCCACCCUUAUACAGUAUCAGAGGGAACAGCCCGAAGACGAUCAGGCCUACACAGUGCAGUCCUCGCUGCUUGUAGGCAGCCACCAGCAGCAGCCUCAGCGACCACGUCCAGGGUUUGUGGACGAUGUCUAUCUUAAGCGGCCCGGCUAUGUCUUCGAUGAGAGCCCCUCGUCGGCGGUGUAUCGCAGACCCACGAAAGCUCCGCCAGCCCUGCCAGCGCCACCCACCACAGCGUCGCAUAAAAUUUCAUACGAUUCGCAUGAUUACCCGCCGCCGAGCUAUGCAGCCGAGCAGACAUCCAAUUUCGUGCCCCAAGCCGUGCCCGAGCGGCCGCUCUACAACCGCCAAGACAUCAAUGACAAUCGACCAGCGGUGCAGGAGGCCCAUCGACCCCAGCUUCAGCCCCAGCCCCAUCACAGGCCUCCUUCCUCGUCUAAUUAUGCAAACAACUUUGAUAAUUAUUUGCAGCGGCCGCCACCCAGCUACCAGAGCCAGUCCUAUGCCCAACCCCAAACGCAGUCUCAGUCUCAGUUGGGGUCCAGUCCUACGCACUAUCAAUACGAGCCGCUGGCAAGACCCCAGCCAGGAGUGGGAUAUGGACAGGGACAUGGACAGGGACAGGGACCGGGACCAAGACCAGGACACAAUUACUACGAGUAUCAAAUUGGUGAGAUACCGCCACCGCAAUCCCACCCCGGACAGCGACCGAGCCAGUACCCCAGUCAACAUCAGCAGCAACAGCAGUUUAACUAUCGUCCUGGAGCAGGGCCAACGACAUAUCGACCCAGUCAGUCGUCGUCGUCGUCGGGCGGCGGCGGCGGCGGUCUGGCCACACUGGCAUCGCUGUUCAGCUCAACGCAGCAGUACGCACCGCAAUUUACGAACCUCCUCCUGGCCGGAGUUGGCGGUGGCGGAGGUGGCACAGCCUCCUCCACCCAAUCGCAAUCCAGCCCAUUAGGCAGUCUCCUCGGCGCGUUCGCUGGCAAUGGAUACCAGCAGCAGCAGUAUCAGAAGCCUCAGCAGGGACGACCACCCAACACACAACUCAUUAGAGCCCUGGAGAACAUCGCACGCAACGACGAUUUGGAGUGUGUGCCCAAGGUGCUCUGCCAGAUGAUUGCCGGUCAAACGUUACGUGGCCAAUUGCCAGGCUUCAUUACGUCCCCGGCCAUAGCCAAUUUCCUCGCUGGUUUUCCCGUGGCCUCACCCGCCCUCAUCUAUGGAAGGGCUGCCCUGCUGGGACUCAGCGGUGGAGAGCGCAGCUGCCUCCAGAGCUAUGAAAAGUGUCCGAAGAAUGAGAUGGAAAUCAUUCACUAUCUGAACAAUCAUCGCGGGGGCUUUUUCAAGUUCUUCAGCGAGCCGGAGGAGCAGCCGGUGGCAGCGCAACAGAGCGAAGGUGGCGCGAGUUCAUUCUUUAGCAUUCUCUCAGCCCUGACAGGAGGAGGUGGAGGCGGCGGAGGUGGCCAGAGCCAGGUAUACACCACACCGCGACCUGUGGCACGACCACGACCCACCCAGCGGCCCAGCACGGACAUUGCCAGCGGCAUCGGCAGCUUCUUUAGCCAGGUACUGUCCGAGUACCUGAAUGGGGUGGAGUAUCAGCGCAGGAGGAGGCGACGGAGCCUGUUGCCAACGGAAAUUAAACGCGCUAUUCAGACGGAUGAUGCCCGCCUGAUGCCAGUCGACUUCCACGACGAGGAGGACAGCCUGGACACGCAGUCGGGGCGGGUAGUCAAGUUCCAAGACGACGACGAGGCCGAGGAGGCCCAGGCCCACACUGAGCUGAUUGGAGUGCUGCAAUUUCCCGAGGACGAGGGUCGCGUUCUCAACUUCAAGGGUAUUGAGAGUGAGGAGCAUCAGGACGGUGCUAUCCGCUUUCCGGACGCCACUCCGUCGGAAGCACAACGCGACGACCAGAGUAAAAUUAUCCGCGAGUUCAAUCGCGAUGCGGCCCAGCGCAAAUUGAGAUUUCCCCAGGAAAGGAAAAGGGAGGAGGAGGAUGAUGGAGCUGUCAGACAGGCUAAGCACUUGGCUCUCAUCGAGGGUUGGCGGGCUGUGCUGCCCAAUGGCCUGGGCGAGGGGGACUACGGUGUGGACAAGCGUCGAGGCAAGAGGAUUGUCUUCAAGGAUACCAACGAGGAGCUGGACGAACAGGCAACUAAUGAGGAGAGGUACAGGGAAGAGCAGCAAAGGGAGGUAGAACUGAGGGAGGAACAGCUAAGAGAGGAACAAAUCAGAGAGGACCACAUCAGAGUCCAACUGAGAGAGGAAAUGAUCAGAGAGCAACAGCUGCGAGAGGAACGAACCAGAGAAGACGAGCUCAGAGUCGAACGCAUCCGAGAGAUACAGCAACUUCGCGACGCACCCGAGCGCUAUCCACUGAAUGCAGUCUACGAGGAGGCAGCCCCACCCCAGCGAGGCGCACGGGUCAUCUUCCCCGAUCACUAUGAGCGCUAUAUCCGUAAAGGAAAGAUCCUGAAUCGACCCACCUAUGCGCCCAGCUACGAGUACAGCGACAGGAGGGAGGAGAAGGAAGAUCGCCUGGUCCUAAGCAAUGACCACAGGCCUGGUGCUCACUACCGCCUGGAGACAGGCGACUAUCAGAGCCAAAACACCCUAAACUACGGCGAGUACAUGCCAAGCAUGUCCAGUACGGUUCGCUUUGGGGAACCAUCCGAUGAGCGACCUGCCCCACAGUAUAACUAUCCCAAUGCGAACUACAUCAGCGACAAUCGGUAUGGCAGCAGGCCAAGUCAGAAGCCCCGACACGAGGACGACAAGAACAUCUACGUGACGAACUCGCAGGGCGUCAAUGAGUACUACAUCCGACCCGAUGGCAGCAAGGUCUACCUGAGGGCGGGCUAGGCUUAGAGUUAGAAUAAGCGGUGCUUGCACCAAAACCCACUUAGAGGCAGGACACAUAUAGUCAUAAGUCUGUAAAUAUUUAAUACUUUAAGGGAGUGCAU
Drosophila obscura is the source of this 3671-nucleotide messenger RNA. RefSeq lists its product as uncharacterized. Bases 193 to 3570 code for a protein of 1125 amino acids. The transcript is spliced from 5 exons. NCBI's taxonomy places the organism in Eukaryota, Metazoa, Arthropoda, Insecta, Diptera, Drosophilidae. The record is from RefSeq and is a predicted model, not a curated record.